AUGGGAUUAGAAAAUGGCCAGCGAGGUUUGAUUUACAACACAUUUUGCGACAUAUUUGAUCGAUUGGCUAAAUUGCCCCCAAAUGAUAUUACAUAUAAAGUUAAAGUGACUUUUAUUGAAGUCUAUGGUAACGAUCUGUACGAUCUUUUUGACAAAAAUCCUGUUAAAGUUCCUAUAGCUUUUCCUAUUAUCGAGGAUAAAAAUCACUUCAUGCAGUUACGAGGAUUGACAGAACACAUUGUUACUAAUUUAGAUCAGGCCGUACAACUUACUCAAAACGGCAUAUCUAAAAGGGUAACAUACUCUCACCAACUUAACGCGUAUUCCUCUCGCAGUCAUGCCAUUUUCAAUAUAUAUUUGGAAUCGACAACCACCUGUCAAACUAAAUUGGCGAAACUAACUUUAAUUGAUCUCGCCGGAAGUGAACGCGUCAAGCGUACUAAAAGCUUAGGAAAAAAUUUCAGAGAAGGUAUCUAUAUAAAUCAAAGUUUAUUGGCUUUGGCCAAGGUUAUUAAACUGAAGAGUUCGAAUCAAAACAAUGUACAUGUUCCGUAUCGAUCUUCCAAAUUAACGCGACUCUUGCAAGAUACGUUAGAUGGCCGCAGCAAACUUAGCUUUAUAGCUUGUAUAGACUGCAGAAUUGAUAAUUUGGGCGAAUCUUUAAACACUUUUCGCUAUGCAAAUCAAAUGCGCAACAUCAAAUGCGAUGAUUUGAAAUCUCGAGCAGUGAUAGUCGAUACGGCUGAAAUCAAUCGUAAUUCACAAUUUAAACACAUGGGCAAAAACUAUGAUGACGUGCUGAAAGAACUUAGCUUCUACAAACAAAAAUAUUUUGACUUGAAGAAUAUGACAAGUAUAGCUUUGAAACAAAAAAAUCUCAAAUCGUCACUUACAUUAACCAAUUAUUAG
Messenger RNA from Dermatophagoides pteronyssinus (European house dust mite), 909 nucleotides. RefSeq names its product kinesin-like protein KIN-4A. Lineage: Eukaryota; Metazoa; Arthropoda; Arachnida; Sarcoptiformes; Pyroglyphidae. The record is from RefSeq and is a predicted model, not a curated record.